This is a messenger RNA of Verticillium alfalfae VaMs.102, 1665 nucleotides long. Its product is annotated as arylsulfatase. Lineage: Eukaryota; Fungi; Ascomycota; Sordariomycetes; Glomerellales; Plectosphaerellaceae. The transcript is spliced from 2 exons. The record is from RefSeq and is a predicted model, not a curated record. Gene Ontology annotation, molecular function: arylsulfatase activity. Bases 1 to 1665 code for a protein of 554 amino acids.
AUGGGAUCUAUCCCGUCGACAAAACGCCCCAACUUUCUCAUCAUCAUCGCUGAUGACUUGGGCUACAGCGAUAUUGGGUGCUUUGGUUCUGAGAUCAAGACUCCUGCGUUGAACAGCCUUGCUCGAACCGGCAUUCAGCUCACAAACUUCCAUACGGCUUCAGCAUGCUCUCCAACGAGGAGCAUGCUCUUUUCCGGGACUGACAGCCACAUUGCUGGAUUAGGUCAGAUGUCAGAGUACAUGAAUCAAGCCCCUCAGCCGUAUACAGGGAGGCCAGGCUACGAAGGCUACCUCAACUUUCGAGUUGCUGCUCUGAGCGAAAUCUUGCAGGAUAAUGGCUACCAUACCAUUAUGUCAGGAAAAUGGCACCUUGGUCUCAGCAAAGAAACAUCUCCAGCCGCCAGGGGUUUCGACAAUAGCUUUGUCUUUCUCUCCGGCUGCGGCAACCACUAUAAUUAUGAACCUCAACUCGAUAACCCAUCGCAUGCCCUGGUCACGCCAAUGAAUGCCGGAAAGUUCUGGCUGCAAGACACCGAUUUCCUUGACAGGACCAAAGAUAUCCCCGAGGAUUUCUACUCGACCACUACCUUCACUGAUAGAUUGAUCGGUUAUCUUGAUGAGAGAGAAGACAGUGCACAACCAUUCUUCGCUUACCUACCAUUCACUGCCCCACACUGGCCAUUACAAGCGCCCCGCGAAACAAUCGACAAAUACAAAGGUCUAUAUGACGAAGGACCCGCAGUGUUGCGGAGGAAGAGGCUGGACAAACUGGUCGAGCUAGGGCUUGUCUCAAAGGACGUGGAACCAGCACAAAUGACUGUCGAGCUUUGGGACACGAUGUCCCCUACCGAGCGAGCGGAGUCCGCGAGAAAGAUGGAGAUCUACGCCGCGAUGGUUGAUCUAAUCGACGUCAACAUUGGUCGGGUCGUGGACCAUCUUGAGGCCACUGGAGAGCUUGAUAACACCUUUGUUCUAUUCAUGUCCGACAAUGGCGCUGAAGGAGCCAUGCUGGAAGCCCUCCCGCUGAUGGGUGGCGCUGGUACUUUUCAAACGAUUAUUGACAAGUACUACGAUAACUCACUGAAAAACAUGGGGAUGGCGAAUUCCUUUGUCUGGUACGGCGCGGAAUGGGCUUGUGCUUCCAUGGCACCAUCGAGGGGUUUCAAAACAUAUAUUACCGAAGGUGGCAUCCGCUGUCCCUGUCUAGUCCGGUAUCCAGCCUUCGCCAAAUCCGGGACGAAUACAGACUCGUUUGCAACUGUGAUGGAUAUCCUCCCGACAAUUCUAGAGCUGGCCGCCAUCCCACUGCCGGGAAAGGUCUUCCGUGGCCGGCAGGUAGUCACUGUACGAGGAGCUUCUUGGGCACCGCAUCUAGACAAUCACACCCCCUCCUUUCAUGAUGAGGAAAAUCAAAUCACAGGCUGGGAGUUGUUUGGCCUAAGAGCCAUCCGUCAAGGGCCGUGGAAGGCACUUUACAUGACUGCCCCUCGUGGCAAGGAUAGAUGGGAGUUGUACAACCUGAACAACGAUCCUGGAGAAGUACAUGACUUGGCAAGCACCGAGCCAGAUAUCUUGGCAAGACUCAUCGAGCACUGGGAAGUCUAUUACGCUGAGACGGGAAUGUUUGAUCCUGGUGUCGAGUUCAAAAUCACCAAGUACUUCUAG